GACACAGAGCAGGGUAAGUCCACUGAUUCAUGGCCCUAGUGUAUGUUUUACAACUAAACACAAAAAAUACUCGAUUUAAACCUACAAUUUUAAAUAAAUGUAUUAGAUUUUCGUUUAAAACAGACCAAUCGUGUAAUCUGCAGCUAUCAUUUUAAUAUAGCAUGUAAAUAUAGAAAGGAAUGAGUUGUUUUUUUCAUCCUAAGCUGGAAAUUGUAUUUAAAUAUAAAAAUAUAAGGCUUGUUACAAGGAUCAGACAAAGAGCUGGUGCAUUUUAGGUAGAAAUAAAGGUGCCACUGCCUCCUGUGGAAAGAUUUUUACACAAUCAUGUCCACAAUUUCCAUAAAAACACUAAAAAUCUACAAUAUUUCUAAAAUAUUUCCUCCAAAGGUGAUAAAACUACAAAAAGAGGUGGAUAAAUAAGCCAGUUAUAUUCCAACAUGAGAUCAUACUCAGCAGAUCAGUGGCAGAUUGCUGAUAAAUGAUUAAUGAAGUGGUGAAUUUCUGCCCCCCAGGAAGCUCCAUAAACACCUCAUUUGAAAAACAGAGACUCGACUGUUAGAUUUCUGCGAAAGUAAGCAGCGUUGAUGUCGGAAAGCACUGAUCAGUGGGAGGAGUUGAACCUGCUUUCUUAUCUACACCCCGGCCUAGCUCUCUCACACGCUGUUUUUAUCACCGUCUUCCAUUAAAACGUUAAAAGAGCGACAGCGCGCUCAAAGUCAGCAGCAGACGUCAAUCGUUUAGAACAAAUGAAAGUUUCUCACCUGUGGAGCUCAAAGAUGACAGAAACAACAACACCAGGAGCGCGCGGGUUCCACAGAAACACGUCAUCUUCUAAAUGUUGAGGAAAACCAACACACGCGUGUGUAACGACACACAGCUUUUGCUUGAACCAGUCUGACAGCAUGCAAAGUGGGUGUUGAGCUGCAGUUUGUUCUACAACAACGGACCUCAGUGAAGAACCAGCAGCUGUCGGACAUCCCCUCCCAUGUAACUGUAGCUGCUGGACAGCCAACAUGUGCUGCAGGGAGUUUCACCCAUAUGUAUAAAACAAUGUUUAUGUACAUAUCUAUGGUUUCAGGGUCGGUCCUGAAGGAUCUUAGCUGGUUCUGGUGUUUGACAAUGAUUUAUUCUUUUAUUUAUUUCCUCCACAGGGCAACUCUGUAAAUAGCAACAAGGAAUCCGUGGCAGACUGGAUGACAAAAAUGUCAAUCUACUUUUAAAAUAGACAACAACGUCAGUUACAGUUACAUUUCUGACUUGUUGCUACUCAUCUGCUGGAGCUGAGCCUGGUUUUAUAGGCAGACUCCAUGAUGGAGGACCUGAACAGUCCACAUGGAGGCAGCAGCAGCUGGGUUUGCUUAGUUUGGCUCCACUUCAAUCUAAUCCAUUCUGUUUUUAAAGUAAAGCUUUUAUCAAGUCAACAGAAAUAAAAAUACUUUUACUUUUUGAUACGAUCAGUAAACCAUAAAAUUAAAUAAUACUUCUUUAACUCCGAAAAAGAAUGAUCCCAUUUUAUUAAAAUGAUUUAAUCUUAUAACAACUUUGCUUGCUGAUAAUUAGUUUUUUGUAGAAACAAAUAAAGUGACAUAAAUAUUCAUAUAACUUCUGUAUUUCAGUUAUUAAAAAGUUUGGGAUGAAGAACCAAAACCUCCAGAACUCCAAGAUGAACUCAAACUGAAAUUUACAACUAAUUUUUUGAUCUAUUGCUCAAUACACUCCAAAGGUUUUAGUCAUCAAAAGUUUCAAUGGUGUCCUGAUGAAAUGAAUAAAAAUACUCAGAAUAUUUCAGAACAAUGAAGAAAAAUCCAGAUAUUUUUUGUCCUUAUUUAUUUUCAUUUAUUGACAUUAAAAUAAAAAUACAGAACUAAAUUGCUACAAGCCAAAAUGAAAAAGGUGGAUAGAAAGAAGAAAAACUUAUAUUAUCUGCCCCUUCUAACUAAAAUAACAUUAAUACAAAUGAAACGAUCAUAUGAUUCUUAAAAAUUUUAAACAAUAUAGUUUCUGGACUGGUUGGCUGACACAACCUCAACCCAUGAAUUGAAAAAAAGGAAAGAAAACAAGUUACACAGAAAGAAGUAUAAAGUUAUAGACUAUAUACAUACAUAUAUACACAUGUGCAUACAUAGACUUGUUUCCUUUUCCCUUUUUUUUCAUCCCCAACCUCCUCCCCACAUGCAUUUAUGUAACAGAUCUAUAUAAGUUAAUCAUUUCAUUUUUUAAUCUCUUUUUUAAAAGUCAAUAUUGUUUUUGCAUUCUUGAUUUCAGUAUUUAAUUUGUUCCACAAUUUAACUCCAUAUAUGGACACACAAUGUUCCUUAAUGAGUAUCCGAUGUCUAGGUACAUUAAAUGAUUCAUGACCUUUUAAAUCAUAUUUGCUAUGUCUUUUUGGAAAUCUUUUGAUUAAACCUGCAGGUAUGUUCCUUUUGUUUGCAUUAUACAUAAAUUUUAAAAUAUUGUAGUCCACCAGAUCAUAGAAUUUUAGUGGUUUUAAUUUUAUAAAUAAUGGAUUGGACGGAUCUCUGUAGUUGCUCCUUGUGAUUAUUCUUAUUGCUUUUUUCUGUAAGAUGUAAAUGGAAUUUGAGUUUGUGUCUGUUGGUCUGCAGGGGCGGUUCUGGAUGGGGGGGGGGGACUGCCCCCCCCCCCCCCCAUUCAGAUCGACCCCAUUCCGUCUCCGCAAGCUCCUUUUUCCAAUUACAUUGAAUGCAGCAUGAUGUAAACAAACACCGACUCCAGAGGCACAAAAGUGGUUGCUGCUAGGAUGCAGGAUGAAGCGAAAAAGGCAAGCAACUAUUUCUGCGUAUUUAAAAAAGACCAACAGUGUAAGUAGGCGGGACCGAUCUGUCUGUUUAGUUUCAGUACGUUGUUGUCAGUUUGGGGACUUACUCGUUAAAAGCGCCAAAGCCUCAUUGCUGACUUUAACAAGUCUCGUCUACAAAUAUGAUCCCUCAUGAAGUUACUACUUUACACCAGAAGAUAGUGGAGAUGUGUAAUCUUCAGGCUGAGCAAAGUUUUGGAGAUUUGAGUUUGAAAAUCGCCUCCCGCCGAGAGGCUCGCAGUCGGGGAGAGGAGGAGAUGCGCGCAACAUGAAGAGCGCAAACAUUAGAUAAAACGCAUAAUUGCCAGCAGGUCUGGUCUUUGUUGACUGAUCACUUUGUCUGGUACACACCAUUAUGUGAAAGAGUUAAUUUACAUUUAAUUAAGGACCCGUGAGACAUAAGAUUCCAUAGUAAAUAUGAAAUCAAUGUUACGGACCGCUGGGUUAUUUUAACCAGAAGAUUGGAACUUUUUAUUGCAGGGAUUAUGUAACACUUUGUAUUAACUGAGAGACAAGAGAAGAGAGAGAGAGUCCUUUUAAACGUUUAAGACAGUGGUUCCUAAUCUGGGGGUCCCGACCCCCACAAGGGGGCGCCAAAGCCUCUCAGUGGGUCGCCAGGACCUCUCCACUUUAAGGGGUUAAAACUUCAUUUAUUACUUGUUUAUAGCCUACAUUUUGCUCACAUUUUUUUCAUGAGUGAAAAGUUUACUGAUAUUAACACAAGAAAUAAUUAGUACAGAAAAAGUAACACUUUUAAGAACAUUUUGCUCAGCUCACUGUUUUAUUUUCAAGUGUCAAAAGUUCAUUAAAGAUAGGACUGGUUGAUUAAUCACAGCCUUCACAGUAAAUAAUCUAGUAUAAACGGUAAUAUACACAUUUAAGUACAUUUUGCUCAGUGUAUUUUUUAUGUGUCAAACGUUUAUUGAAAGGAAUGAUUGAUUUAUCAGUGUUUACAAGAAACAAUGUGUUCAGAAAAGUAAUACAAACUGUCAAGCACAUUAUGCUCUGUUUGGUUUUGUUAAUGACUUAGUUCUGUACUGGAGCCUACUAUUACUGUUAUCUAUUGAAUCCAAGCAUAUUAAAAUGUGCUUGAACACUUUUAUCAUUUCUUAAUACUGUUUGUACUGGAAGAGAGAAUGGGAGGGGGUCAUCAAAAAUUUUACUGGUAAAAAAUGGGGUCCCUUGGGAAAAAGGUUGGGAACCACUGGUUUAAGAUGAUUUAUUUCUAAACAGUUUAAACAAUUUUAAACAAGACUAACUCUAAAUGAUGGAUGGAUCUGGUGUAAUGAGACGUGAGAUGACUGGUGCAUAUGUGAGUGAUGUUUUUACCAGAACUCUCGUAUCCGGAGAAGCAAGUCUGAAUGAUAUUGUGAUGUCUUGCUUCUAGCUAUGAUCAGAGUUUGAUCGGAGUUUCAUAAAAACAUGAGAUGCCAUUUUGUCGCUCCACACAUGCCCUUUGAGAUGAGACCUCCGUACAGAUCUGCCAGGUCCUCGGACCCCCUUUCGGUACAGGAGCCGGUGAAACAGCGUCAGCAGUACGACAAACUAGUCUUUGGAUUGUCUCCAGGUAAAAAGCGACAGGUGGUUCACAGCAUCAAAUGGACCCCCCUUGGGUCAGCGAGUUCAGCUUUUAUUCUGAAAGGAACAGUUGCUUGGUUGGUAAAAUGCAACAGAUUUUAUCCAGCUUGAUGGUUCUCAGCUUAAAAAGGAAGUCCGGAUGGCCGGUCUGAUACUUCGCUUAGCAUGCGGUGAACUCCAGUGAGAUCUUGAGAACUGAACUUAAGAUGGCGUUGGAACUGGUUUUAUUAAUCUGGAUGUUUUUAUUUCUGGUUGAAUCAAAGUUGGCAGAUUUAUAAACACCACAGAGACUAUGCCACGCUUCAGAAAGGAAGGUUCUGAUUGGAUCAGUAACAGCAAUGUGUGUACAUUAUGUGUAGUCAGCAUGUCUAGUGACUAGAUUAAAGUCAUAUUAUUUAUUAAAGUAUAUUAAACAUAACAUUGUCAUUUCACAGAUCGGUCAACAUUAUAUUAUAUUAUUGAUUAUAUUAUUGACUAACACUGUUUUGAUUAGCUUUAUUAAAAAUAGAGUUCUUUGAUUUAUUAAAGGAAAGAGUGCUUUAUCUUCAUUCUUCUCUUGCUGGAAAGAAAACAGUUUUAGAAGCAAAUGCAUGACCUUGAGGCAGUCUCAUGCACUCUAGUACUGUGUCAGAGACAUCUGUGGAGAGAGGUUAAAUAACCUCUGGAGGAAUAGCUCCUUCAUCACGUUACACUCUGAUUAUGAAGCACAAUAUUGUCUCUGAUCCAGCCGGGAAGAUUGACGCUGCUGCAGCAUCAGACAGCUGGUGCUGCACAAGAGGUGUGUGGAGCUUACAAGCUCCAAACGUUUGGUUUGAUGUUUGUUUAACCUUCUUUGGGACGUGAUGGAUGCAGAAAUGAUGGUAAAAUCACCGCUAACUUGACAGACGUAGCGACAAUGUAAAAAAAAAGCCAUAAAAAGGGGCAGGUGCCGAUGCGUUAUAUAUGGAAGUCAAAGUGUGCCACAUAAUCAUAAAAAUAAGUAAAAUAUGAAAUUUAAAAAGAGCUUCAUUUAUGUAUAUAUAAAUUAAAACUUUCCAAAUGUAAUGAAAAUGUCUAAAUAACGUAAAAAAUACGAAGGAGCAUCUGGGAACUACUGCUCUAAAUGAUAAGUGAAUAUGUUUUUUUAAAUUAUUUUAUGUGCAUUUUUUUAGGGCUUUUAUGUUUUCUGUAAAGAUUGGUAUGCUGAAAAUCAUUUAAUGUUUUGCAUAAAGCAUGAGGUUUUGGUUAGUAAUUGAUUGGGAGAAUAAAUGACUGAUUUGGAUAGUGUUGAUCAGGCAGAGCUUUGUUGCCAGCGUUCCACUGCAUAAUGGUUUCAAACAUGUAUAUAAUAGUGUUAGUUUUUUCGUAAACCACUGGAUGAAAUUACACAAACUGACUGAGCUCUAGUUAAGGCUCUUGCAAUAGUUUGUGUAUGUGUACGUGCGUGCGUGCGUGUGUGUAUGUGUUUGGGGGAGGGUACAUUGGAACUUCGUCCCCCCAGUUUUAAAAUCCUAUCUGCGCCCCUGGUCCAGGGUCUUUUGCAUUUUUACAGCAAACAUUAAACUUUCAUUCAAAUGUUAAAUGUACACUUCAGCUUUAGAAACUGAUUUAGCAGAGUGUUUUUUUAAUUAAAAUAAACAAUAAAGCAUUCAACUCCACUUGCAUCACUCUUGUACUCACAGAUCGAAUCACAAGCAGUGUCUUGACCAAGGACACCUACAGGAUUAUUGAUGCAAGGCAUUGUGGGAUUUAGUCAUUUUUAAAUGGGCAACAUUCUAACUGCAGAACUUUCACAAAUUUUUGGCUGCUUGAAUAUUUUAUAAUAAAUCCUUGGAAUUAAUUAUUGAAGAUGUGGAUGUACGAGUAAAACUGACACAUUUCUGACUUCCUACCAGUUGUCCCUGUCCGUUGCCACGGUUGCCACCCACAAAUCUACCCCCCCCACCCACCCCCACCCCCACCCCCCGAGGAGUCGGGGCGUCUGCAGACUCAUGUCCCUCAUAAACAUGGCCGACAGCUCCCCAGCUGUCUGUGUAACGAGACCCCCUCAGGUCUGUCAGACUGCUUUGGGGGACGGAAAUGAAGGCAAACUGGACAUGACAGACCCCAGUUACACUCCCAGUCUUUACUUUAGACUUUGCACCAGAUGCGGUGAGGCGGUGAACGCUGCAGGAGGAGCGUGCCAGGCUAUGGGUCAUGUCUUCCACAGAGCAUGUUUCACCUGCAGCAUGUGCAACAAACAGCUCCACGGGAAGCCAUUUUUUACAGCAUCUGGAUUAAUCUAUUGUGAGGAAGAUUUUCUGGUGAGCAUGCAUUUUUUAUUCUUCAGAUUGAAACGAUUUUUAUUCGCUUUUUGUGACUUCCUUGAGAUAUUUUUGAAGUUCUCAGGUGUUCAUCCAUCCAGAGAAGUGUGCAACAGCUGCAGGAACUCAAUCACAGACUUGACUGCAGCUGGUGGAUCAGCCCUUCGCUGUAGACAGCCUGCAGGAUUUACUGUGUCAGCGACUAUCAGAGGAUCAAGGCUCCCCGCUGUGAUGCCUGCAGGAUGCCAAUACUGCCAACAGAGGGAUCUAGAGACUCAAUUUGGGUGGAAUCAUCUAACAAGUAUCACCACGUAGAGUGUUAUAGCAGUGAGGUUAAUCUUAUUUAAAAACAGGUGAUCCAGGAAAUGUUUAACAAAGUGAUGUUUUUCAUGACUUCUUACCUCAGUAAUCACCCUGUCAUCUUAAAGUUACACUAAAAAGUUUCCGGCUCCCCGCCCUACUGAUUGAAAGUGGAACUACAACUGUCAUGAACAUCCCUGCUGCAGCCUGCUGUGGCUAACGCUAACGACAAGCUAACACUAACAUAAACCAACUUAUACCAAAAGAAACCAUGAAAAAGAUCCAUAUUGCUGGACAAAAAUAUUAUUACUUACAAGUCCAGUUGCAACAAAGCCAGGUCAUCAUCAGUCCAUAAUUUCAUAGCCUCCUUUAUCUCCCUCAAACACUGCAGGUUGUGCUGAUGUCCCCUCUGGUUUUAGCUCUUUGCUUCACCUCCAAAGACAUUACUCUCUUAAUUUUACUUCCAGGCUCCCUCGUGAUGCCAACUGUCAUGCUGGUUGAACUGGGAGUUGGAAUGUAGCGUGUCUUACGACCCAAACGUGGAGAUGCUUGCAUCAGGAGAAGCUAACACGCAGUUAAGCCUCAUUCAUACCUCUCUGUAAGAUCCCCGAGUGAGAGACGGGCAUGCAUUGACAGAGACGUUUCGCUUUAGGACUUCUCUGUCAGCUGAAGAUGGUUGCAAACACAAUUUCCCACCAGGGUGUAGAGCUAUUCUAAGGUGUCCUGAAGAACAACUGAAGAACUGGAUGGCUCAAAAAUUGAAGAGCUGGUUUGCUCAAAACUCUAGGCACGAUUCCAGGAAAAUAAUGACUGAGUGCUGAGUAGAUGAGAUGAGCUUCCUGAUAUUGUGUGAUGAUGUAGCGGGGUGAGUAGUAAGGGGAAUGCUGAGAACUGGAGUCCUAGGUGUUACCCCGGUUUCACACUGCAAGCAUCAGUGGAACGGAACGGCAGCAAAGCGGCACCCCUUCAAAUAGAAUCCAAUCAUAGUCUAUGGAGUGUUUCAAACCAGCCGCGACGCGGCAAUUUCCAGGCGCGUCCCAGAAGGGGCAUGCCGCGCCGCUAAAGAUAGGAUCGAGUUCUAUUUUUUCCGCGAGCCGCUUCUGGGACAUGUCAAUUUUCACAGUUCACAUAGUGCGAGACAGGAAACCACACGGUUUCAGUGUAAAAUCCCUGGUUAUUUUCAAAAUAAAAUGCAACGUUGCGAUGUUAUAUGUAACUUACGUCAGUACAUGUGACCGAACGGCUUUGUUUACCUCCAGUUUCUUUCGAGAAGUGCAAUGGUGUGAUUCCUCACGUGGGUUGUGAUCUCUCGAUGAGGAAGGUGUAGGAAGUCUCGAGGGAUUUUAGAAUCUCGCGGGUACAGCGAGGCAGCCGUGCUGCGGCCAAGACUCUCCCGGUGUGAAAAGGACCGCUUUGAAGUUCGCGAGUGAGCCGCUCCGCUGCUGUUCCGUUCCGCUGAUGCUUGCAGUGUGAAACCGGGGUUAGAUUGCCAUCUGGAGGUGCGUCGGCGAGCGGGGACCGUGACGGAAACUUCUUUCUUCUUCUUUUUCUUCUUGUGUUUUUUAUUGACGGUCGGCAAACUAAAACGGCUAACUGCUAGCCUUUUAUUAGGUAGGCUACUGGCACAGAAAAUGGCUAAUAGCGUUUAAGCAGGUAAAUAGCGCCCUCUGGGGCACCUACCCGCUCCACAAAAGUGUUAUGUGCUGUUUCUGCUCAGCAAAGGGCUGCAGAAUGCUGUCCCCGUGUAAAGUUGGUAAGUUUUCUUUCAGCACAAUCACUGAGCCCCAAUUUUUAAGGAGUUGGUUAAAGUGAAAAAAAACCGACUUAGUGUUGCUUUAAUAAUAAGGUUUUACUGUUUGUGUUUUAUGUAACGUCAUGAAGGAACUAGAUCCAUCCAUCACAUAGUGUUUAAAGUUAUCGUUAGCCUUGUUUUAAAUUGUUUAGAAAUAAAUCUUCUUAAACUUUCAAACUUGUCUCUCUUUUUGACUCUGGGCUAUUACGAAGUGUUACCUAAUCCCUGCAAUAAAAAGUUCCGAUCUUCUGGUUAAAGGUAGUAUUCAAAGAUACAUCAAAUUGAUUUCAUAGUUUCUUUGGAAUCUCACCUUCGAUGGCUUCCUACGUAAGAUGUAACUAUUGAUACAUUUAUUAUUCAUCUUUGUGUCCUAAUAUGGAAAUGAAGAAAAGUGAGUUCAGAACAGAUCGUCUAUUUGCUACUAAAUAAAAUGUCAAAGAUCAUGAUGCAUUUUUGAAAUAUGAAUAAUCCAGUAGUGUGCACAUCUGUUGUAUUUGCUGAAAUUGUUUUCUAUAGUAUUACAUUUAUGUGAGGAGCUUCCAUGAAUGUGGACAAUAGUCAUGAGUGACAGAUCUUCCAUGAGGAAGUUAGAAUCAGAAUUUUAAAAUAAGUAAGCAUGUUUAAUUUUUUUCAGAUAAAAUAAUUGUGUUCAUUACAGUUACUUGAAGGAAAAUGGAAGCAGACAAAAUUGGCUUCGGCAGUUGGGCAACAAUUGGAAAUUGGUUUGGGCCUUAUGAAUCAAAAUCCAUUAAUCUUUUUCAAACAUUGGUGAUACAGGAUAUAAAGAGACAAAAUAAACAAAAAAGAUUAGACUUUGGAAAGACGCUUAUAUAGAUUUUAUAACAAAUCCCACCCCUUUCCUACCCACAUGACCACAUCCAUCUGGAGUAGAUAAGGCUGGAAAAAGGAACACUGAAAAAAAAUGUAUAUGCUCUCCAUGGGUGAACAAGUUCAGGCUUUUGUUGUGUGAAAUCUAAAAAUCUUUUUUGCGUUUAAUAUUCAUUUGAAUCUAUUUGUUUAUUAAUUUGUCAUUUUUACAAACUUUUAGGUUGAGGAAACCCAACACACGUACUCGCAUAACA
Nothobranchius furzeri (turquoise killifish) is the source of this 9849-nucleotide messenger RNA. RefSeq names its product LIM domains containing 1b (gene limd1b). Gene Ontology annotation, molecular function: transcription corepressor activity. Gene Ontology annotation, biological process: regulation of DNA-templated transcription; positive regulation of miRNA-mediated gene silencing; response to hypoxia. The record is from RefSeq and is a predicted model, not a curated record. Gene Ontology annotation, cellular component: P-body; nucleus; transcription regulator complex. Lineage: Eukaryota; Metazoa; Chordata; Actinopteri; Cyprinodontiformes; Nothobranchiidae.